Messenger RNA from Aspergillus welwitschiae, 1110 nucleotides. RefSeq lists its product as uncharacterized. NCBI's taxonomy places the organism in Eukaryota, Fungi, Ascomycota, Eurotiomycetes, Eurotiales, Aspergillaceae. The transcript has a single exon. The record is from RefSeq and is a predicted model, not a curated record. Bases 1 to 1110 code for a protein of 369 amino acids.
AUGGCAUCCGGCUUUGCCUAUCGGAUCGACGACCCGAUCAGCGAGGUCUUCCAUUUUCCCAACUAUGAACAGCCACAUCUCCCGGACCAGAGAGAAAUGACACUCUUGUCGAAGGGCAACAGGGAAUCUAAUGCUGAUCCUAGUCGAUUCCUCGGUCAUUUCCUGCCGUUUGAGAUAAUUCAGCAUAUACUUCUCUACCUCAACUUGGCCAGCAUAGGGAAGAUGCUUCUAGUGGAUACGGUAUCAAAAUUCCAAGUUGAAUCAGUCCGCCCGUAUCUCUUGCUUAGAGACAAAGCCUAUGAAACAUUGCAUCUAAUGCACCGGAUGCGUCUCUCCCACUAUUUCACCAUUGAACAGCUAUAUACCGAGUUCACCCACCCUCGGUGUCGAACCUGUAAUGACUUCGGACCAUACCUGCACCUUGCAACGCUCACCCGUUGCUGUUACAAUUGUAAUUAUCACAAUCUAAUGUACAGAAUGGCCAGCGUGAAGGAUCUCUGUUUUUAUUUCGGUUUGAAAGAAACAGAUCUCGGGAAUAUUCCAAUUGUCCAUAAUACGUGGAAACCCGGGGCCCGUCUCGUAAGCGUCCCUCAGGGGAACGCUAUAGCUAUCAUACUUCACGGGCCCAAAGGAUCAUUGAAGAUAACACGUGAAGUACAUCGUACCAUUGAAAGUUUAGGAGCGGCUUUCGGAGAAUGGGAUCUGUCAGGGCCUCUAUAUCGGAGUUUUGGACAUCAGCGGAGCGCGAGUGUUUGGUAUGAAAACGGCUGCGAACAGUUACAAUUCAUGGCUACCGCUCCAUUCCCUUUUUGGGAUAAGAAAACAAAAGCCUUGGAGCGAGGGACUUAUUGCUGGGCUUGCUAUCACGACUGGUCAAGGGCCAUGAGCUCUGAUGAACACGCGGAUUACCCACCAAGUAGGCGGGCCUAUCAUCGGUCGUAUCGAGAGGCCGAUCUACCGGAGCAUUUUCUAACGUGUGCUGCCUACAAAGCCUGUUACCAACCAAUGCGGGCUUACCCCCGGGUUCUCCGUGGCGAUGAAUACGAAUGGGGAGACGUGAAGAAACAAUUUUGGGUUAAAUACAAAGAUCCCAACGAUGACCCUGGAUAG